AACCAAACUUCGAGGGUUCUAAGUGUGAGUACACUCGCGUGAGUCGUUGACUCCUCCCUUUGAUAUAGGAGACAUUGAAUUUCAAGGCCAUGCAAAUGGGGGAAACUGGUGAGGGUUGUAAGAGCUGGGAAGAGGAAAUAUUUUGGAACCAUUUUCAGUCUGUUCAUUUCACUCAAUUUCUCCUUCAUGGUUUUGAUCAGAAGCUUGUAAGUUUUUUUUCCUUAUGACUGUUCUUGAUUUUUUGUUCUAUAUUUGCUUUAAAGAAGGAAAAUCUCUCUCUAUCAAGAAAGAUGAUGAUUAUUAUUAUUAUUUGUAAUUGAAUUUGCACUGGGAAGAAUAGCAUCCUGUUUUCUUCUAUAGCAAUUAAGCAUUUUGGGUUUGUUUCUCCUGUGAGGAUGAAAGCAUGAUCUUGUUACCAUAUAUUUGGGUAUUUUUCGGUGAUUGCAUUCUGGCUUAAGAUGUAAGGGGAUUGGAGUAUUAUGAUGAAACAUUGUUGACAAUGCAUGGGACAAACAAAUCAUGCUUUUUUUUAGGUGUUUCCCAGAUGUAGCAGCUUCAAAAUGUUAAGAGUACCAUGAUGCUUUGUUUUAUUCAUGAGGGUACUCUUAAUUCCGCCUUGUAAGGGUAGAUCACUAAAUUUUGUCAAUAUUAGAUUUCAUCUUGCUUUUCAAUGAUAGAUGAAAUUGCAGGCCUUGCCAGAAAAAUUUGCUAAACAUUUCAAGAAGAAGCUACCGGAAACUGUGACUCUUAAAAGUCCCAGUGGUUUUACUUGGGAUGUAGGACUGACAACAAUUGUCGACACCUUGUUCUUUGAUCGUGGGUGGCAAACUUUUGUGAAAGAUCAUUCUUUGAAAGAGAAUGACUUCUUGAUCUUUAAGUAUGAUGGGGUGUCCAACUUUGAUGUUCUAAUGUUUGAUGGACUGAGCUUGUGUGAGAAAGCAGGUUCAUAUUUUGUGAGAAAAUGUCACACAAAAAGAAAAAUGAAUGAGACUGCUUUUGAAAUUAUAGACAACUCUUCACAGGACGAGCUUGAAGGCACUCCAAAAAAAUUUGCAGAAAAUGACAUUUGGAAAAAGAAAUUAGGAAAGAAUUCUUCAACCAUCUGCUCAAAAUCCAAGAAAAAGCUUCAGAUAAGCCAUAAAGGCAUUAAGACACUACACAAAACGAAAAAUAGUAGUGCAGGCAAUGAAAGGCCAUCUGUCUGUCUUGCCCUCCGAGCUCUGUCAAGACCAGGCAAUGGUAUGCCAGGUAUGUGGUUUCAAGUUUCCCUGUGUAUGGUCUGAAGUUAAUAGUCUUCAUAUUAUUGAAGGCCAUCACUACAUUUGACCAUGCAUAUUUUAUUUCCUCUAUUUUGUGGAGAAAAAACCAUGUGUUACAUCAACCUAUCUUGGGCAAUUUUAUUCAUGCUUAGAGGUGUAUUGUUAUGUAUCUUGUUUAGAUUCUUAUCACGUCUAACAUAAUUAUACUUUCUUAAUUCCAACAUUGGAGUAUCUGCAUAACAAUAUUUAUUUAUUUAUUUAUUUUGGCCAAAGGAUAGCACUUAUUUACAUUACAACACCCAUUUCAGAACUUCAUUGUAACUUGAUUUAGUCUGUAAAGCAGAGGCAGGCACUUGCAGUUUGAGAAAGAUGUUAGCACUUGAUGAAGAAAAGGAGGCUCAAUCUUUCACUUCUAUCUUUCCUAAUUUUGUAAAAAUCAUAAGGAAGUUCAACAUCAUCGGCUCCCACACUCUUAAAAUUCCACGCAAGUUCUCCAGGACACAUCUUCCUGCCUGCAAAACGGAGAUUGUCCUUCGCAAUUUGCAAGGUGAAUGCUGGACAGUGAAUUCAGUUCCAGAAAAAGGACAGAAGGCACAUACAUUUUGUGGAGGAUGGAUGACUUUUGUUCGUGAUAAUGACAUCAAGGUGGGAGAUGUCUGCAUAUUUGAACUUGUGAGCAAGAAUGAAAUGCGCGUGCAUAUAUCUGGGGUUGGAACAAGAGUCCUGGACCACCAACGUUCUCCUUCGUCAGAGUCUGAGACAUUCAGAGUUCAACCUCCAGUCCACUCCACACAGACUGUGGAUUGACUUACAUAUGUGACUACAAAAACAAAGACCUGCAUGAUUGGGUAAUAUGCAAUAUGCUUAUGCAGAUUUUUGGAGAAAGAAGGUAGUUUGUGGUGGCAUUGAUAAACGUCUAACAGCUAGGUUUAUUUUCGGCCAACAUUUUAUUCAGUGUUGCAACGUGUUUUGCUUAUCCCGGAACUGAGGGUCCUUCCAAUCCCUUGUCAGCUUGUAUAUCCUUUGUAGUUUUUUAAUCUUCUUGGCAAUCCUAUUUUAUGUACAUUAAAUAGUUAAACCAGGGAAAGCUGCUGGAAGAACCUAGAAAAAGUCUCAAAUCUAAAUGAGGAUCUGUUCAGUGGUAAGACUGACUCACGAGUUGGAAAUUCAGGAGACUGUUUGGAGCGAUGGAAAAGAAGGGUCGGACCGCAGAUAUAUAAUAGAGAUUAGCUAGAAACAAUAAUGAGAAUUCUCUCAUAUGAUUCUCGUUGUCAUCAGGGUAUGAAUGUUGGUCCAACUGUCAGUAUGUAAAGUGUAAACUCAGUUCCCCCCCCCCCCCCCCCAAAAAAAAAAAAAAAAAAAACUAUUAGAGAUGUAAAGUUGCAUUUGUGAGUUAUGAUGCAGAGAAAGAACAAAAGACUGGAAAAAAGAACAGGGUUUCUUAUAUAAGGUAUCUCUCAAACAGAAGGCUGGUGAGUGGUGACUCAAGAGGAAAAGGACAUUGCUUUGCGACAUGCACCUGCAGCAGCAAAUCCAGACAUUGUGCUGGUAGUUAUGCAAUCCAAGCAUGUAUAUGAGCACUUCACCAUGGUAAUGUUAUCUAAUAAUUUUGAUAAUAGUAU
This is a messenger RNA of Rubroshorea leprosula, 2881 nucleotides long. The record is from the annotation of a GenBank genome assembly. NCBI's taxonomy places the organism in Eukaryota, Viridiplantae, Streptophyta, Magnoliopsida, Malvales, Dipterocarpaceae.